Molecule: messenger RNA, 3238 nt
Organism: Adineta steineri
Lineage: Eukaryota; Metazoa; Rotifera; Eurotatoria; Adinetida; Adinetidae
Source: the annotation of a GenBank genome assembly
AUGAAGAACAAGAUUCAAGAUCCAAGUUUUCGUGAAAAUUUGAUAGCAUAUUUAGAAGAUAUCAUCAAAGAAGAUCUAGAUGAAUUCAAAGAUAAAUAUGUCUUCGAGAAUUUAGAUGCGCCGAGAUCAUUCAAUACUCCAACACAAUUAUCAAGUGAUAAUAUUUAUGCAGCUUUACGUACUAUUGAUUUAGCAGGUUUAGAAGAAAAUACAAAUGAAAAUGGUAUUCGGUUGACGCCGAUGAAAGACCAAUCUUCUCCAUCCAUUCCUUAUGCUUCUCCACAACGCACUGAAUUAUUACAAACAACAAUACGCGAUCAAUCAAUAUCUAAUAUGGAUGCUUCAGAUAUCCAGUCAAGGCUACCUACAGCAUGUUUGCCUACUCCAAAUCCAUCUUUACCUAACUUUUGGUCACAAUUUUGUGCUGAUGUGAUACAACUUGUUGAAUCAGGUAAUGUUCACAUACAUAGUGAUACGUGCUAUAAAUAUUGUAAAGAUAUGGCGAAGAAAACUUGUCGAUUGAUUAUGCCACGCAAAUUGAUAUCAGUAUCGUCAAUUGAUCCAGAGACUGGUCAUAUUUCUAUGCGACGAUCACAUCCAUGGAUUAAUAAUUUUAAUGAAUACAUUAUAUCAGCAUGUCGUUCCAACAUGGAUAUUAAAUUUAUUUGGACUGGUAGUGAUGCCAAGGCUCUUGUGUAUUAUAUCACUGAUUAUAUCACAAAAACGAGUCUAUCUUUUCAUGACACAUUCUCUCUUAUUCAAAAAAGUAUUACAUCAUUCAGAAAUGUAGCAGAUCAAACAGAGACAGAAAGUGCUAUAGAAAGAUCACGCAAACUGGUUUUGCGUUGUUACAGCACACUUGCUUCUCAACAAGAGCUCUCUGGAGUUCAAGUUGCCUCUUAUCUCAUGAAUUGGGGCGAUCAUUACACUACGCACAAAUUUCAAGGUCUUUAUUUAAUUCAAACUGAGAUAUUUUUACAAACAGAAUUAAACGAAUUACGCAUCAAACAAAAUUUAGAACAUGCCUCGCAUGAUGUAAUUGACGAUGACAAUGUGUUUGAUGAUGAAAAUACUGCAGCUGAAGAUGAUAAUGAAGAAAAUUUUCAGAUUCCAUCUACUGAAAAUAAAAACAAUUUUGUACUUGUCAACACGCGAGUUGAUUAUCAAUAUCGAUCAGAUAUCUUAAGCAAAAUCUGUUUAUACGAUUUCGUUAGUACAUUUUAUAAGAGAAAAAUGAAUGCAACAGAUGCAAAAUAUUUAUCAAAAUCUUCCACUACAGAAGACCAACAAGGGAUUCGAAAAGGCCGACCACCAAAUCAACGUUUUUCUUUUCAAGAACAGCAUCCACAAGCGACAACCUACCUGUUGACUGAAUACAGUGAGGCUCAUAUACCGAUUCUCUAUGGUCCUCAAAUUCCUCGACAUGAUCGUGAAGAUACUAAAGAGCGAUAUAGUCGAGCUCUUCUGACACUUUUUGUACCUUGGCGUUCGGUGUCUGACCUUUGUGAUGUUAAUGAAAAUUGGGAAGAUGCACUCAAGUCACGCCAACAUCAUAUAUCUGCGGAUUCAUGGAAUAUUAUAGAAAAUAUUCAACUCUUACAUGAAUGUAAGAAAGAUCGUGAUGAGCAUUUACUUCAAGUUAUAACUGAAGCUCAAACUGAAAAUGAUACGAUUGAUCCUGAAUUAGUCAUACCAAGUCGUAACAGGCGUGAUGAAUAUGACGACACAAGUGACAAUGAAGAUUUACUUGAAUUGCUUGGUAAUUUAAACGAAUAUACUACCAAUGCAUUAAAUAGCACCAAAAAGACAACAGAAAAUAUAUACAUUGAAGAAACCAUAGAAGCAGUUGAAAAGGUUGGACGAUUUACUCACAUACAGAGUACCAACAAUGGUCAGCUGAUAAUGUGCAUACCUGGAUGUGGCGGGACCGGUAAAUCACAAUUGAUUCGUGCUGUCACCAAAUACUUCCUUGUUACAAAAAGAAUACAAAUGAUGCGAAAACUCGCACCCACCGGAAUCGCUGCUGCUGAAAUUGGCGGCAUGACAAUCCAUUCAUUUUUAGGUGAACAACGUAAUUCGGGAAAGCCGCGCACCAUCAAGCCAGGUGAUUCCAAACUUGAAAAACAAUGGGCACUCGUUGAAUAUCUCCUAAUCGAUGAGAUGAGUAUGGUUGGUUUAACUCUACUUGCAAAACUCAAUCGAAUUCUUUCCGCUGCCAAACAUGCCGAUCCUCAAAUUCCAUUUGGUGGCAUAAACGUCAUAUUUUUUGGUGAUUAUUUACAGUAUCGACCAGUAUAUGAUGAACCGUUGUACACUGACUUCUCACAGCCCUCUAAAAACAAAUCAGGCCAAUCACGUAGUGAAAAAGAAAUUCAACAACGCGCUGCACGUUCCCUGAUACUUCAAAUUAACUGUGUGAUCAAACUUAGUCAACAGAUGCGAACAGAAGAUGAACGAUACCGUGAAUUACUCGAACGGCUUCGCCAAGGUGACUGUACUUUGGGAGAUUACGAAUUACUGUUAACACGCGUCGUUGGUCAGCCAUCGGUCAGUUCUCUUCGCGAAUCACCAUGGAACGAAGCUCCCAUUUUAGCAUAUCGAAAUGAAGUACGAACGCAAUUAAAUAACAAAGCAGCAGUUCAUAAUGCAGCACAACUAGGUCACCAGCUAAUGGUAUGUGUCGCUCAAGAUACCUGCAGAGGCAAAGCAAUUGAAGAUCCUAUACUUAUGAAAAAAUUAUUGGAAUUAUCUGACAGCAAGACGGAACAUUUACCCGGUUUGUUGCCAUUUGUUCCUGGAAUGCCAGUUAUUUUAACGCAAAAUCUUGCUAUUGAACUGGGUCUUAUUAACGGCAUAAAUGAAAUAUUUCGACAAUUAGUCUACGAGGCUGAUUCUGUAUCAAUAGAUGCUCUAUCAAACACAUUUCCGAGCAACACACAGUACGUGCAUCGACCUUUAUAUGCAUUAAUUGAAAUUGCACGAUCGAAAAUUGAAUGUAAUCUUGAAACACUUCAACCAAAAAUCGUCCCAGUACCGCUAAUGGAACAAACGUUUCGUUUCGACGUUACUGACAUUCUUCCAAAAAAUAAAAAGCCAAAAUCGAACCAGAAAGCAAUGUUGUCAAUUGAACGACGUGCACGACCACUUGUACCUGCUUAUUGUAUUACAACACAUAAGAGUCAAGGUCAAACUUUGAGUAAAGCCGUGAUUGACCUUAAACUGCCGAAUGAAACUGAAG